Molecule: messenger RNA, 2273 nt
Organism: Pundamilia nyererei
Lineage: Eukaryota; Metazoa; Chordata; Actinopteri; Cichliformes; Cichlidae
Gene: tmem209
Product: transmembrane protein 209
Exons: 14
Coding region: 88-1530 (480 amino acids)
Cellular component (GO): membrane
Source: RefSeq, a predicted model, not a curated record
UGCACCCUACAACUUCCGGUGAAAUACAAAUCAUGCAGCGCCGCAUUUGUCAUUCACUUUAGCGUGCCUGAUCAGUGGGAUAAAACCAUGUUCACUCCGCCGAAGGAGGGGAUGCCCAGCAUGAUAGACAGGGCGCUGAGGAUGAGGAGGGAGGAGCAGGCUCGUCAGGUGGUCCUUGCCUGGGCUGUUCUAAACGUAUCUCUUGCUGGCAUGAUUUACACUGAAAUGUCAGGCAAGCUGCUGAGCCGAUACUACAACAUUACCUACUGGCCUAUCUGGUACAUCGAACUGGUGCUUGCCUCCCUUUUUAGCCUCAAUGCUCUUUUUGACUUCUGGAAGUAUUUCAAAUACACAAUGGCUCCGUCCACAAUUGCUGUAAGCCCUGAGCAGCAUCACCUUCUGGGUCUGAGAAACACAAGUAUUCAGGCAUCUCCGCCCCAAAAGCCAGAAAAGAAGGAAGCUCCGGCUCCAGCCCAGUCAUCUCCUUUGCAGGGCCAGAGCGUGCUCAGCUUUAGUCCCUCUCGUACAGCUUCCAGCAGCCCCAAGUUCUCCCCCAGCUGUGUUCCUGGAUAUAGCCCCACACUCAGCAGCCCAUCCCCAACAAACAGUGCAGGAGGCCCCUUUCCAGAGUCUGUGUCUCCAAGUCACAGUCCUACGUUUUGGAACUACAACCGUUCGGUGGGAGAUUAUGCGCAGAGCCUGAGGAAGUUCCUUUACCAGCCUGCAUGCCGCUCUCAGGCGCCUUCUGCCCACAAGGAUGAGACGGACCUGGGCUCCAAACAGGCUGCAGAGGAGGUGUGGGCGAGAAUCACAACCAGUCGCCCGGUUUUGGAUCGCAUUGAUGGCUGGACAGCCAAGCUUAGAAAUUGGAUCAGUGAUACUAUCUUGGUCCCCUUGGUCAAAGAAAUAGACUCAGUUAAUAGCUUGCUCAGGAGAAUGGGCUGCCCAGAGCUCCAGAUAGGAGAGGCCAGCAUAAGCAGUCUGAAACAGGCAGCAGUGACCAAAGCCUCCUCCAUCCCUACUUUGAACUCUAUUGUCCAAUACUUGGAUAUCACACCCAACCAGGAGUAUCUAGUGGACCGGAUAAAGGAGCUGGCUCACAGCGGUUGUAUGAGCUCCUUUCGCUGGAACGGUGGUGGUGAUCUGAAGAACAGGAAAUGGGAUACAGACCUUCCUACUGACUGUGCUAUCCUCAUGCAUGUGUUUUGCACAUACCUGGACUCCAGGCUGCCUCCGCACCCAAAGUACCCAGAUGGGAAGACUUUCACUUCUCAACAUUUUAGCCACACCCCGGACAAACCUGAUGUUACCAAGGAGAACCUCUUCUGCAUUCAUCAAAGCAGCACCACUCCUCCUCACUACCAGCUCAUCUACCAAGGACAUGUCUACAGUCUUCCCAAGGGCAGGAACAACCUGUUCCACACAAUCCUCAUGUUCCUCUAUGUUAUUAAGACCAAGGAGUCAGGGAUGCUGGGGAGAGUGAAUCUGGGCCUCUCAGGUGUGAACAUCCUGUGGAUAUUUGAGGACUGAGGCGUCAUCCUCAAAUAUUAAGUUACAAGGGAACUCCAAGUGGAUUUGAGGACAUGUGUGUCCCCUUUCUGGUGGACAUGAGCAAAAAAAAACAAAACACAACAACAAACAAACAGCACACAAGACUUCAGUUAGAGUAGAUGCAUGUUCUUUGAACAUUUUGAUGAUUGACAGCCUGCUGUGUUUUCAUUUGCAUUUUUAGAGACAUGUUUCUUUUUCACCACAGAGUGCUUAUGAUACAACAAAGAGCUGUAUUUUUUAACAGUGUUUGGAGUUUCUGAUUUUUUACUUUAAGAAUGUACCCGCAUGGCAGCCUUGUAAAUAAUAUACCUCAGAUUUAUCUGGUGGACAGCAAGGGCUCAGACCCAUCAGCUUGAAUGUAAAUAGCAACGUUUUGUCGCUUUCCCCGCCUGUCCUGUUGUAGUUUAGAAUGCAAUAAUCGGAUUAUUCCUGGCAUGCGCUUGAAUUACUGGGGAGGGAAAAAAAAGACCAGUGGAUAUUGCAGCUAUGCUGAAAGCAGUUGUACGUAUAUGUACAGCUGCGGAAAUGCUGCACAUACAUGUACAACAGUUGAACUAAGUGUGAUGGAGAGAUGAAAAGCCUUCAAGUCACCAACGUCUGUUUCUGUGAAUAUUUCUUCUCCUUGGAUUUUAUACCACCCUCUACAUGUUUGUUUGUUUUCGAUAAAGCUGUUUUACAAGUGUCAAACGAGACUUGGAAAUUAAAUUGAAAUAUUAAUAAUA